Molecule: messenger RNA, 1129 nt
Organism: Acanthoscelides obtectus
Lineage: Eukaryota; Metazoa; Arthropoda; Insecta; Coleoptera; Chrysomelidae
Source: the annotation of a GenBank genome assembly
CAGCAGUUUGACAUGACAGUCAUAAUUACAGACGACGGAGCUGUAACACUUUUCAAUUCUGAACUUUUAGCUGACAUUAAUCUUUAUUGUUUUCAAAAUUCAAGAAGAAUGCAUGCGCAAUCUGGAGAGCUUGGCAACCAGUUCGGGAAGCCAGAUAUGGAGAGGCUAGGCUUGUUUUCCGAGAUGCCUUAUAUGAAUGGCAAAGGAUACGUGUCACCAUUCCCAAAACCAAAACUCGAAAAGGGUCUUAACCUAAUGGGGCCGGGGCCAAAGGUAAAGACGGGUAAACAAGACUGUUAUUUCGACAAAGACCCUUUCAAACGGAUAUUCGAAGGUGAAGCGAUUAAAGGCAGAGGAAGGAAACCACCACCACUUAAAUACAAAAAUGUAUCUCAAACGCCAUUCAUGCCUCCAGCUGGUCCGAAGUUUCACUCAACACCAGGAGAUUACUACGGCUGCUUCAGCGGCAACAUCGAGGCGUUCAGCAACAAACGGCGUCCAAAGCCCGCAUUCAAAGGAGGAAAGGGAAGGAACUUUGUAAUUGGUGCAGACAAAAUGGGUGGAUGCGGUUACGCAGACAUCGGCAUCAACCCUUACCCAGAACAUGCUGUAAAUCGCUAUGGAACCAGAGCUAAGUACAAGGAGUAUGGACGAACCUUGAACGGACCGUUUGUUUCUUCGCAUUAUCCCAGUGCAUAUUUUGGACCUGAUCCGUUUAAAGACACCGAGAAAUUCAAACCCGGUCCAGUAUACGUACCUCGAAAAACAAAAGAGCUUCCCGCUCUACCUCCCGGCAUGAUCAUACCAACCGGUCCUGCUAAGUGGGCGGGUGGUUGCAAAGCCGGUACUUUCGAUAAGUUCCCGGAGUACUCGCACAACAAGUACUACACUCCGUACGAGAUCAUGAACCCAAAGAAGAAGGUACCGCCUAGGUACGGCCCGUUCUUCCCUCAAUCUACUGGCGAGAAGACGUUGUUCACGUGCUCAAUCGUCAACGAGAAUAUACGGUUUCGAUGCAACGAUAAGACGAGGAACAAUUUCGAGCCAUCAUACACCAAAUAUCUGCUUAAUUGAGCACAUAAGUUGAUCUAGUAAUUUUACAAUAAUAAAGUGCAUUUUGGGGAUUUGA